This is a messenger RNA of Oryzias melastigma (Indian medaka), 1073 nucleotides long. It is a transcript of the gene dnali1, whose product is annotated as dynein, axonemal, light intermediate chain 1. The record is from RefSeq and is a predicted model, not a curated record. Gene Ontology annotation, molecular function: dynein heavy chain binding. Gene Ontology annotation, cellular component: axoneme. Bases 87 to 860 code for a protein of 257 amino acids. The transcript is spliced from 6 exons. Lineage: Eukaryota; Metazoa; Chordata; Actinopteri; Beloniformes; Adrianichthyidae.
UCGUGUUGCCAUGGCAGCACAAACAGUGAAACAUACUAUUAACGAGCAACGGCAUUUCGGAAAACUUGUACUCGCAUCCCAAAACGAUGACUUCCCCUGGGGACUCCCUCUUAAAAUACGACAAUCCUGUUUUGGUGAAAACAAGGGCAGAUAAAAAAUCUCAAAAGGGUCGUACUUUAACAAUGAGCAACCUACCAGCUCCCAGCUUUGCAGCGGGUGUUCCAUCUCCCCCCACUCACAAUGUGGAUGAAAGUAUUCUGCAUGGCAUUUUACCACCCAGAGAAUGGACCGAUGGAGACCAACACUGGGUCCAAAAAGUGUCUACAAGCAUUAGCACAAGAAGAGACGUCAUUCUUCUGCAGGAGCAGCUGAACGUGAAACUCAAGCAAAAGAAGGCCAAACCAACAGGCAUCUGCCCCAUCCGCUGGGUUCUGUUUUCCCAAUGUUUCGAUGAACUCAUCAGACAGGUAACUAUUGAAUGUGCGGAGAGAGGUCUGCUCUUGUGCCGGGUCAGAAACGAGAUGCAGAUGAUGAUAAGAGCCUACCAGAACCUGUCUGAGAGCAGCGUGGCUUUUGGGAUGAGGAAAUCACUGCAUGCUGAGCAGGGCAAGGAAGAAACCCAGACAAAGAUCUUAGACCUGAACACUGAAAACAAAGAUCUGAUGAAGCAACUCAGUGAGUUAAAAGAUAAAUGUGACUUGAUUGAAAAAAGAGAAGCUGAAGAGAAACAACUUAAAGAUAAACAGCACAACGAGGAGAUUCAGUUAAAGGAGAGAGCCAUACAGCAACUCAAGGAUCAGCUGGAAGAUAUACAUUCAGCAAUGAACUUACAAACCAGGAACCCAGCGACCGCGUCCUAAAAAAGGAUGUUAGAAUUUAUAAUAUAUAUGUUAGAUUGUUUUUAAAUGACUGAAUUUACCAAUUAAACAUAAAAACCACAUCUUUUUAGGAUUAAUAGAUACAAACCUCACAUAGAUUUGCUGGUAUUCAAGUAAAAACAGAGAAAUCAGAGUUUUGUGAAUCAUUAGUUUUAUUUCAAUAAAAAGGCUUUGUCAAAAGCCAAUUUAAAUAAA